UCUGGACUGCAGAGAGCAUGGACAUCGACACAGUUAAUGCUCUUCCUUACGAGGAUUUCGUGGAUCUUUUGGGCAACGUGGUGGAGAGAUGUCCCCUCAUACCAGCUGCUGUGUGGUCGGGACGACCUUUCUCCAACUUAACGGCUCUGGAGGCUGCGAUCAGUGGAUUCAUAGAUGCUCUGCCAGAAGCAGGUAAAGAGGGGGUCCUCAGGUGCCACCCUGACCUCGCGGGCAGGGACCUCCAGAGCGGCUCUUUGACUCGUGAAUCUCGCGAGGAGCAGGCAGGAGCCGGGAUGCACGCGCUGGACUCCGCAGAAGCCUCGCGCAUGGCCCUGCUCAACGAGGACUACAAACAGAGACUCGGGUUCCCGUUCGUCAUCUGCGCGCGGAUGAGCGACAAGGCCAACAUCUUACGGGAACUGUCCGCGCGCUGCCGGAACGAGCGCGCCGAGGAGAGGGCGCGAGGCAUCGAGGAGGUGAAGAAGAUAUGUCACCUGCGCCUCCAGGCCCUCGUGCUCCACUGACCCCUCAACCACUGCAUGCUGUGCAGGUGUAAUCACCCGGAUGUAAAGACCAGCAUUGUCCCAGGCUGUAGGCUGCGUGAUACUUGCUUUAUUACAAAGGUGUGUUAUUCAUGUGUCAUCUUCAAAACAAUAAAAUAUGUCU
Molecule: messenger RNA, 666 nt
Organism: Anoplopoma fimbria (sablefish)
Lineage: Eukaryota; Metazoa; Chordata; Actinopteri; Perciformes; Anoplopomatidae
Gene: urad
Product: ureidoimidazoline (2-oxo-4-hydroxy-4-carboxy-5-) decarboxylase
Exons: 2
Coding region: 18-524 (168 amino acids)
Biological process (GO): allantoin metabolic process
Molecular function (GO): carboxy-lyase activity
Source: RefSeq, a predicted model, not a curated record